Molecule: messenger RNA, 573 nt
Organism: Arachis stenosperma
Lineage: Eukaryota; Viridiplantae; Streptophyta; Magnoliopsida; Fabales; Fabaceae
Product: pentatricopeptide repeat-containing protein At2g40240, mitochondrial-like
Exons: 1
Coding region: 1-573 (190 amino acids)
Molecular function (GO): protein binding
Source: RefSeq, a predicted model, not a curated record
AUGUCGUUUCACUCAAAACUACUCAACAAAACCCUCUUUUAUUCCCUCUUUACCCUCCGUCGAUUCACUACCAUCGCCACCGCCACCGCCAAGCAAUUUCCCGCUAACCCAACCUCCACCUCUUACGACGAACUCACCAAUGCUGCUGGAAGCUCCGGCGACUUCCAUGCUCUCCGCGAUGCCCUCAACAAGCGCAUCCAAGACAACUGCUUCAACACGAAGUCCACCUUCAACUUCGUCACCGACGAAACCUUCUCCUCUUCCCUCCUCAACCACCUCCUUCAAACUCUAUCCGCCCUCAACCGCGGCGUCACGCGCAAGAACGCGUUCGAUUCCCUCAUCACGCGCCUCUGCAAGCUCCAGCGCGUCGAUGACGCGCUCCACGUCAUCGAAUAUAUGGCACGUACCGACGGCGGGGGCUGCCGCCCCAGUGCGACCACCUUCUACCCCGUCCUGAACCUCCUAACGCGCCAGAAAGCCAUAGACCACGCGCGGCGCGUGGUAGAUUUCAUGUCCACGCUUGGCCUGAAUCUGGAUCUGACGGGACACAACUACUUCCUCGUUGCGCACUGA